AUGGCGUCCAAGAUGCAGAAGCUCCUCCUCUGCGUCGUCCUUGCCCUUCUCAUCGCUCUUUCCAUUGUCAUCUUGGCGCUUGAAAUCUCAACCUUGAACUUCAUGGACUAUGCCUGGAACCAUGGAUUCCAUAUCUUCCUCGACCCCUCGAGUGACGACGUCACGGCCUACCUUAAACUAUCGGGUCCGUACAGCAAGGGAUCCGACUUCACAUUUGCGGUUUCCAUCAUCUCCCUGGUCGCCGGCGCCGCCGCGCUGCCCUUCUCCAUCUGGCUCUGGCGGACAGACAAGAAGCUGAACGCCGUCAAACCACGCGAAGGCCCGUACACCCUCCUCGCAGCCCUCACAGCAACCGCGGCUUUGUCCCUAGCGCUGCUCCUCAUGGUUUUUGUUUCCAACGCCCGUGCCGCAGGCUUCGACGUCGCAACCCAGGGUCCACCCCCGUACUGGUAUGACCACGGACCGUCGGGGGAAUUCUCGGAGGGCUACUUCGACCUGGAGGCCUGGGUGUGUGACCUCGCGACUUUUGCGGGAGUGCGGCGGCGCAGGGAUCUGGAAGUACUCAGCAAGCAAUGCGGGAUCGAAAAAGCUGCGAGGUGGAUUCUGGUGCCGUUUUUCGGGGUCUCGGUGGUGGCGGCUGGACUCGGCUGGUGGGCGAUGAGAGGGGAGAAGGGAGAUGGAGAUGAUGGUGUCACGCUCGACGAGUUGAGGAGCCGGAUGACGUCUUUGGAGCGUUUGGUACCAACAGACAAUCGAGCGGUAGUUUGA
Molecule: messenger RNA, 768 nt
Organism: Coniosporium apollinis CBS 100218
Lineage: Eukaryota; Fungi; Ascomycota; Dothideomycetes
Exons: 2
Coding region: 1-768 (255 amino acids)
Source: RefSeq, a predicted model, not a curated record